Iphiclides podalirius (scarce swallowtail) is the source of this 717-nucleotide messenger RNA. Lineage: Eukaryota; Metazoa; Arthropoda; Insecta; Lepidoptera; Papilionidae. The record is from the annotation of a GenBank genome assembly.
AUGAAAACUGUUGUGAUUGUUUUGCUGGCUACUAUUGCCUUUGGCACCUGCCGAGGAGGUCAACCAGGUGACGACACGGAGGAAGUUUAUGUAGUCGACUACAACCCAACUGGAGGCGAUAUCGGCGACAAGGGAGACUACGGUGGCGGCCGAGGGGGAUUCGGUGGAGGCCAUGGCGAACAGGGGGGAAUCGAUGACAGCCAAAUCGGACAAGGCGGUUUCGGGCGCCAGUGUCGUUCAAGUGGUUUCGCAGGAGGCACAGGUGGCCGGGGCGGUGCCGCGGGUUCAGCUAGUUUAGGUGGCUCCGGAGGUCAUGGAGGUGCAGGGGGGGCUGGAGGUGCAGCAGGCCCGGGGGGGCCGGGAGGCGCAGCAGGUGCCGGCGGGGCUGGAGGCGCAGGAGGUGCCCGGGGGCCGGGAGGUUCUGGAGGUGCCGGGGGGAAGGGAGGUGCGGGAGGUUCCAGGGGGCCGGGAGGUGUAGGAGGUGACGGAGGAGCGGGAGGGGCCGCAGGUCCCGGCGGGGCGGGCGGUAGAGGAGGUUCCGGGGGGCAUGGAGGUAAUGCAGGUUUUGGGGGGGCGCCGGGAGGUCACGGAGGUGCCGGCAUGCCAGGAGGUGCAGGAGGUUCAGGAAACCCUGGAGCUGCAGGAAGUCCGGGGCAGCCGGGAACUGCAGAUGGUGUUGGGGGGGCGGGCGGUGCAGGAGGUGCAGGAGGAAGUGGA